AUGUACAGCGCAUCGCAAUCUGUGUCCGCGCCGCUCAAUGGCAUUGGCGCCGAGAUCAUAGAUGGCUCUGGCACCAUCAACCCAGCUGCCCUCAACUCGACCACGACUCUCCAUGGCGGCGCUGUUGCGUCAGCUAACACCAGUCCCCGCGGAAUCAAACGAAGUCGGUCUCCCGAUCAGUACGCCGACGGUGGCCCAGAAGGUGAUCACGAUGACGAUGAACAAAACCGUCGAAAACGCGGCCGACCGCCAAAGACUCCUCGUGCGCCCAAUACUGCCGCCUCUCAUGGAACGUAUAUACCUAACCACCAAGUCCCAACCGCCCAAGGUCAGAUCCAGACCCCCCGGAUGCAGCCACACAAUCUCCCAACCCAAAACCCCAUCUCUCCGCCCCAAGCAUCGCCGCCCUCGAAAACUACGCCGACAAAAACCUUGGUCAAAGCUUUGCCGACGGUACGCGAUCAUACCACCGACACGCUGAACGAAGGCCAAGAUGAAUACCUCCCCAAAGAGUGGGAUGAUGCUGGCGAAAAGAAAGUCGAUCAGUUGGGCUAUCUGCAAGACACGCGCGAGUACCGGUGCCGCACUUUCCGCGUUCCUGGUCGCGGCGAAAAGCUCUUCAUGCUAGCAACUGAAUGCGCUCGUGUGCUCGGAUACCGCGAUUCAUACCUGCUAUUCAACAAGAACAGAUCGCUGCAUAAGAUUAUUGCCAGCCAGCUCGAGAAAGACGACCUGAUUCAGCAAGACAUCUUACCCUACUCCUACCGAUCCCGUCAGAUAGCCAUCGUUACCGCGCGAUCCAUGUUCCGCCAGUUCGGCAGCCGCGUGAUCAUGAACGGCCGGCGCGUUCGCGACGAUUAUUGGGAGAGCAAGGCAAUCAAACAGGGCUUUACUGAAGAGGACCUUGCCGGCGAGAAACGGCCAGGGGCCGCAAAGGCGCGCGAUGCCGCCGCCGCUGAAGCCGCGGCCAAUGCAGGUUCCCUUCCCGGACUCGGUCAUGGCGAUAUUGUCUACAGCACUGCAAUUGAAGGCAUGCCGCACCUACCUCCGGGCAUCAGUCAAUCAGCGACAUUGGCGCCGCUGCCUAUGAUACACUUGGCGCCUACUACAGAAGACCCACGACUUCGCGAGUACAGCUCCAUGCCCCGUCCGAGACAGGAGUUGACCGGGCAAGUCUACCAAGACCGAUCUCAAACCAGCACGGCGGCCGAGAUCAGCAACCAAGCGACGCAUACGGCAGAGUUCAACAAAGUUCUCAACUCGCAGCGAGCCUUCCGGCAGAAAGGGUUGGAUGAAUUCUACACCACCCCACGCGAAGUCCCAACCUCGUCACCGCAGAUGGGACAUGGUGAGGUCGCUGCUCCUGUUUCUCAGCCUAUGCAGUCGCCCCAGAUGGCUUCGUCAGCUGGCAUGAUGAGUCAAGUGCAUCAUCCGCAGCAUCGCGGUGUGCUCGGCCAGCAAGCUGCCAUGAUGGCCCCAUCACAGGGCGGUUAUGCUCCACAAGCACAGGCUGGGUCUCAUGUAGCUCAGUCCCCACACUCUAAUGCUGCGCAGGGCAUGCGGCCGGAUGCAUUGCAUUCUCGAGCAUCCAACCCAGCGCUCUCGUCGGCUGCCUCCUCGCAAGCCUCUACCUAUGGCUACCAGAACCAGGCGCAGCAGAUGUGGGGACACCCUCCUCCACAGCCACAGCAGUCUCCCAUGGCAGCCUCUCCGCACAUGGGAAUGCCACAGUACGCCGGGCAAUUACCACAGCAAAGCCCAUCUCCUUUGCCCCAUGGCCAACAACCACAUCCGUCACAGUCUCCGCAUAACCAGGCUCGGCCUGCACAGGCAAUGCCGCAAGGUCUGCAAAUGCCUCAACAGGUGGCACAGGGUGGUAUGCCCUCUAUGGGGUACCAGGGUGGCGUUGCUUUCACCAAUGUCCCCAACCCUCGAGCCAUGUAUGCGCCAUCUCAGAACCCCGGUCAACAGUUUAUGCCAGGGCAAGCAGCGGGCAUGGGCAUGAACAUGGGUGCAGGUGUCGGCAUGCCCGGCUGGCCAUCUCCGGCUGGCGGGCACAUGCAGCCCGGUCAACAACAGCAAGGCCAGUCAGGAAGUCCUCUAGGCGGGUGGUCUGGCUAUUAG
Molecule: messenger RNA, 2124 nt
Organism: Talaromyces rugulosus
Lineage: Eukaryota; Fungi; Ascomycota; Eurotiomycetes; Eurotiales; Trichocomaceae
Exons: 3
Coding region: 1-2124 (707 amino acids)
Cellular component (GO): nucleus
Molecular function (GO): chromatin DNA binding
Source: RefSeq, a predicted model, not a curated record